Chelmon rostratus (copperband butterflyfish) is the source of this 1915-nucleotide messenger RNA. RefSeq lists its product as uncharacterized. NCBI's taxonomy places the organism in Eukaryota, Metazoa, Chordata, Actinopteri, Chaetodontiformes, Chaetodontidae. The transcript is spliced from 12 exons. The record is from RefSeq and is a predicted model, not a curated record. Gene Ontology annotation, molecular function: protein binding. The coding region runs from base 50 to 1915 and encodes 621 amino acids.
GGUCACUUUAAUACACUCAAAGGUUUGACUGCUGUAACCGUGGUCUGGUAUGACCAGUAGCUUAAGGUCUGGUGGUGAGGCAGCAGUAUUCAGCGCCAGGGGGGGCACUGUGAUGUCUGUACUAUCUGCUCAGCAAGGUGCUGCCUCUAUGCAAGCUGUGGAGAUGACUGAAGACUACCUGCUGCUCUUCUGCAGAUAUCCAUACAAGGCGGCCAGUGAAAUCAUUCACAUCGAGCUCUUCAGCACUGACUCCUUCCUCUACCUGCGGUCUGUACUGGGCUGCAGCCAGGACUGUAUUUCCCACAUCGCUGUCAACCGGGCGGGCACUCACGUUGUGGCCUUUUGCCCCUCCCAACGCACUGGCAUCACUGAGCUGGUCACCUGGAACCUGGAGACAGAGGACCACAAGCACGUCACUCGUUUCCCCGCAGCACUGACCAAAGGCCUGUGCUUUGAUCUGCGCCUCUGCGUGGGGAUCUGCAGCGGAGAGAAGUACCUUCGCCUGUGGGAUCUGACCUCCAGGAUCAGCGACCAGACUCUUACCUAUAACAUUCAUAAGCUCCGAAGUGACGGCACAGAGGAGGUCAUCCCUAUGGGGAGAAGCCAGAGGUAUGCUGUGUGCCGCUCCAUCAGAGCUGGGACGGUGUAUGUGUGGAACUUGACCAGACGGCGUUUCGUCUGCCGACCAGUCAGAGUGGAGCACGGCCUCUGCGGCAGCACUGAUGUAGUGCUCGCACAGGACUUAAAGCUUUACAUCCUGACAAACAGAAGCACAGUCCGCAGCGUGGACGCCCCCUCAUGUGGUUUCCAGACUCUGCUGGUGUAUGAUCUGAUUAAGAGGCGCUAUGUGAGGAGACUGACUGGGAUCACAGUUGUUCCCUGUCCUCAGCAUGAGUACCGUCUUCUGGAGGAUGGGCAGACUCUUCUUGGCCUAUCAGAGAACAGAGAUCAUAUGAUCCUUUGGGAUCUGGAGUCUGGCGUUAUCAAACAUGAGAUCAAACCAUCCCACAGAGAGUCGCUUGUGAGCAGCAGCGGCAGCAGCAGUGUCCAAGACCUGCAGCCUGACGUGACACCGCAGAGAGAGGCAACACUGAUGCCGUGGGACAUUCGGACAGAGAGGCAGUCCGCGAAGAAGAGGAGGCUGGAGAGAGAGGCGCAGAGGAAGAAAGAGGCAAUGAGGAGGCUGGACAGAGAGAAAUACAACUGUAUAGAUCAGUACCUCCUCAGUGAAGAUGAACAGGUGGUGGUGUGCUCCUAUUUUGCCCACCACCUCAAUGUCUUCAGCAUGGUUUCGCAGGAACACCUCCACACUCUGGAGGAUACAACAUCACUGCUGAGCCUCCACACUUCAGCUAUCACCCACAGCGGCAGCCACCUGGUGCUGACCAGCUACAACCAAGAGCAGAGGACUCCUUGCAUCACCCUGUGGGACCUGCACAAAGGAACGGUGAGGGAAAGACUGAGGAAUGAGGCUGGCGUCUGCUGCGUGGCGAUCACAGACAGUACAGACAGAGUUGUGUUUGGGGUCACAGGAAGCAACAGGCUGAAAGUCUGGGAUACCAUCAGCAGACGCCACAGGAGCAUCUGUGGCUAUAGAAACCUGACAAUGGAAGUCUCCAGUAAGCUGUACAUGAUGGAGGGAGGACGCAAAGCCAUUCUGCUGUCAGGACAGUUGAGCCUGUGGGACCUGGAGGCAUGCAGCAUCCUGUCGGUGCUCUCUCUGGAUGCACAUGUCGGCUGUAUGAGGCUACUUCGUGGGCCAGAGAUCUGCGUCCUGCUUGGCCUCAGCCACGGCCCGGCCCUCAUCAGCAUCAGGCCAACGUCCAGGACUGUCGGCUCAGCCAGUCGAGUCUCUGCAGAGGGAGACCUGUUUGGAGAGUCCAGCAGCAGUGAAGAAGAGGAGGAGGACUCGUAG